Molecule: messenger RNA, 432 nt
Organism: Nicotiana tabacum (common tobacco)
Lineage: Eukaryota; Viridiplantae; Streptophyta; Magnoliopsida; Solanales; Solanaceae
Source: RefSeq, a predicted model, not a curated record
AUGUCUUAUCCUCCACCACACGGCUAUACUGAGCUGACACGGCAUCACGAGCCGUACACCUUUAUCCAGACACCAAGUCUUCCAUCACAGGGCCAUAGGACUAUACGUCUGACAUACAGUCCAGCUGCCUCACAGCCAUCUGCAUCGCAGCCAUCUACAUCACAUCCACGUGGAUCACAUCCCUACAUAUCACAACCACAUGGAUCACAUCCAUCAAUUUCACAGCCACUCAGGUCACAGCCAUUAGUAUCACAGCCACUUGGGUCGCAUCCAGCUAUGUCGCUGUCACAGGGAUCACAACCAUCUUUAUCAUCGACUCCAUCUAUUUCAGGUCUUUGCCUGCGAGGCAGUAGCUCUGAUCCGCCUACACAGUCUACACAUGCCUCUAAUACACAUGCUUCGGAUGAUGAUGACGAGGUUCAGGCCAGGUAA